AAACAUAUCCUGAACUCGAUUCGAUACUUACAGGCGAAGUACAUUUUCGACGUGUCACCACUCACAGAAUGUGACAAUGGAGAACCCUAUAUCGCUAUGGAUAUGAGCAAUUUCAAUAUAGUGAAUCAAGAAGAUGGUGGCCUAUUCUACAACGGCAGUAUUACUUAUCGGGAAGCUUAUCGUUCACCCUGGAAGAUCAAACUCUCGUCAAAACAUCUGCAACGUGGAACUUGGCAGCCGGGGAUAGUUAAUAAGGAAAUGGACGACUUUUGCACUGCUAUAAGGAAUCCCAUGGAGCGCUUUUUGUACAAAACUUACGAAAAGUUGGAAAAGCACUGUCCAUUUGAAGCAGGAUACCAACAAAACAUUGACAUGUUGAGUAUUGGAUCAUUUGGGGUUAUUAUUCCACCUUCGUUUGCCGGAGACUGGAAAUUCUAUGUGAAUAUGUGGGUUCCACGCGACGGCCGGCUAGACCAUGAAUGUUUCAUCUUUCCGGCUACCGUGUAUGAAGUUUGA
Aedes albopictus (Asian tiger mosquito) is the source of this 516-nucleotide messenger RNA. RefSeq lists its product as uncharacterized. Lineage: Eukaryota; Metazoa; Arthropoda; Insecta; Diptera; Culicidae. The annotation marks the transcript as partial. The record is from RefSeq and is a predicted model, not a curated record. The transcript has 3 exons.